AUGCCUCCUCUUACAGAGAAAUGAGCAACUUGUGUUUCAAUUCUAUAAUUAAAAUAUGCUCUUGCAAUUUGAGGAGAAGAAGAUUUUCUCCAUCUAUGGGCACUACCCAGUGAUCCGGGCAGCUCUGCGAAGAAAGGGCUGGGUGGAGAAGAAGUUCCACUUCCUGUCCAGGCUCGCCGCGGGUGUCCAGGAUGGGAGCACAGCGGUGAUUGAACACAAAUGUGCUGAAGGCAGAGAAACCCAGGAGGUGGCUUUGGAGAGAGUGUACAACAUCCAUGACAUGAGGUCCAGAUUGGUAAAAAAUGAAAUGCCAUACUUCCUCUGGACUGUCAAAAAGGGUGUCAUCAACUAUCGCAGCCUGAGCUGUGACCAGAUGCUGAACCACUUCGGGAAGACAUCCUCCUUCACCACCAAGAUGGGGCUGUGCGUGAACAUGCGGAGCCUGCCGUGGUACGUCCAGGCCAACCCUGACUCCUUCUUCCCUCGCUGUUACGGCCUCUACACUGAGAGCGAGAAGCAGGCAUUCCUGGGCCCCCGGUCCCCAGCACGGGCAGAGGGGGCGAAGCUUGAUGAAAUUUCAGACGACUUCCGGCGCACGAUGGCCUCCAGCAUCCUCAAGUGGGUGGUCAGCCAGCAGAGCCGCAGCAGGAACAGACCCAAGGGCAGGAGGGCGCAGACCAGUGACAGGGAAGCCGACAGCACGAAAGUUCCUGAGAUUGCUGAAUCGAAGCUCACAGGCCUCUCAGGGCAGCUCGUGGACAUGGCAUGCAAGGUGUGCCAAGCCUACCUGGGACAGCUGGAGCACAAGGACAUCGACAUCUCCGAGGACACUGCCAACGGUCUCACGGAGGACGAGUGGAAGGACCUGACCCAGCAAUACUACGCCCUCAUCCACGGCAACGCUUUCAUCCCCAGUCCAAGGAAUCACUUUUCGCGGUGCCAGGCUCUACUAGACAAAGUCACAUCUGUGAGCCCCCAGACGCAGAUCGACGGGCUCCGCAACAUUUGGAUCAUAAAGCCUGCAGCCAAGUCUCGUGGCCGAGACAUAGUGUGCAUGAACCGCGUGGAGGACAUCCUGGGGUUGGUGGCCGCAGACGACCUCCCCACCAAGGCCAAGUGGGUGGUGCAGAAGUACAUAGAGACGCCACUGCUCAUCUACGACACCAAGUUUGACAUCAGGCAGUGGUUCCUGGUCACUGACUGGAACCCCCUGACCAUCUGGUUCUACAAGGAGAGCUACCUACGGUUCUCGACACAGCGCUUCUCCCUGGACAGCCUGGACAGUGCCAUCCAUCUGUGCAACAACUCCAUCCAGAAGCACCUCAAGAACGACAAGGACCGCAGCCCCCUGCUGCCACGCCACAACAUGUGGACCAGCACCCGGUUCCAGGAGUACCUGCAGAGGCGGGGCCGCGGGGCCCUGUGGGGCAGCGUCAUCUACCCAUCCAUGAAGCGCACCAUUGUCCAGGUCAUGUGCAUGGCCCAGGACCACAUGGAGCCGCGCAGGAACAGCUUCGAGCUGUACGGUGCCGACUUCGUUCUGGGGCGGGACUUCAAGCCCUGGCUGAUCGAGAUUAACUCCAGCCCCACCAUGCAUGCGUCCACGCCGGUCACAGCUAAGCUCUGUGCGCAGGUGCAAGAGGACACCAUCAAGGUGGUGGUGGACCGCAGGACAGACCACAACUGUGACAUCGGCAACUUCGAGCUGCUGUGGAGACAGCCUGCCGUGGAGCUGUCCCCGUUCCACAGGGCUGACCUCUGCGUGGAAGGUGUCGGCAUGAGGAAAGCCAAGAAGCAAAUGCUUCCCACUUCCAAAGUUAAUUUUUCAUCUUCCAUCUCGGACACUCAGCCACCAGAAGUGAGGCGCUCCUUGGCCAUGCCAGACCUGGCGCCAGGACCCCCACAGCCGGCCCUCCAGCAGGACCCGAACCUGAAGGAUGAGGGGUCCCUCCUUGCGCCUGCCUGUGCCCUCAGCGAGCUCGGCUGAGAGGGACUGUGACGUCAGGUCCGUGCACACCGAGUCUGCCGGGAAGAUAAGAGUUCCCCACUUGUAAUUAUCAACAUGUAGACAAUAAGGCCCCCAAAACUGGUCUCAUCAAAGCCGAGCCUGACAAACUCUUGGGUCCAAGCUUGUUAGAUGCCCACUGCCGACGGCGCUCCCACGCAUGAAGACGGGGGGCCGCUGUGCUUCAGCGGCCAGGUCAUCAGGUGUGCAGGGAGCCCUCAUCCCGCGUCUGCCUGG
Manis pentadactyla (Chinese pangolin) is the source of this 2242-nucleotide messenger RNA. It is a transcript of the gene TTLL8, whose product is annotated as tubulin tyrosine ligase like 8. Bases 56 to 1987 code for a protein of 643 amino acids. The transcript is spliced from 10 exons. Lineage: Eukaryota; Metazoa; Chordata; Mammalia; Pholidota; Manidae. Gene Ontology annotation, biological process: cilium assembly; cilium movement; protein polyglycylation. The record is from RefSeq and is a predicted model, not a curated record. Gene Ontology annotation, cellular component: cilium. Gene Ontology annotation, molecular function: protein-glycine ligase activity, initiating.